Molecule: messenger RNA, 181 nt
Organism: Candidula unifasciata
Lineage: Eukaryota; Metazoa; Mollusca; Gastropoda; Stylommatophora; Geomitridae
Source: the annotation of a GenBank genome assembly
GGAACCCGUUUCUGAUAGCUGCAGCAAACAUGGCUGCCUCCUUGUUGUCGCCGGGUAGAAUCAAGCAUGUCGUUCCAUGGAAAACUCGAGAAGAGUUUUUGUCCGUGUAUCGAGACCUUUACAGUGAGGAUGAGAGCCAGCAGGAGUUGGCCAUUAGGAGGAUCGCAGUUUGGAAGUCCAG